This is a messenger RNA of Artibeus jamaicensis (Jamaican fruit-eating bat), 13308 nucleotides long. RefSeq names its product aminoadipate-semialdehyde synthase (gene AASS). The record is from RefSeq and is a predicted model, not a curated record. The transcript is spliced from 23 exons. NCBI's taxonomy places the organism in Eukaryota, Metazoa, Chordata, Mammalia, Chiroptera, Phyllostomidae. Gene Ontology annotation, cellular component: cytoplasm. Gene Ontology annotation, molecular function: saccharopine dehydrogenase activity. The coding region runs from base 8106 to 10994 and encodes 962 amino acids.
GAGGGGCUGAGCAGACGUGCAGCGGUCCCCGCAGACGAGAUGCGCUUGGAGAUUGCCCACCCACGGGACUCGGGUGUGGAGACCCCGUAGGCAUGGAGCCCCUCUAACCGAGCCCCACCCCCGUGCUCCCCGUAUCCACCCCCUUCCAUGCUGCUGGCCUGAUGAGCUAGGGAGAGAGGGUGGUGAGCGUUAGGACCUCCCUCUCAGGUCUCCCCUCCUAGCAUGGGAUGGCAGCUGGCCUGGCUCCAAAAUUUCUGAGUGGGAAGGGGGAGAGAUGCAGUUAGGAUUUCUUUUCUUUCGUUCUUUCUUUCUUUUUUUUUUGUUUGUUUUUUUGUUGGGGAAGAGGGUGCGCUUGCGGAGCAAAUAAAAGACCGGUGUUGAAGCUUGCUAUAUCUUGGACUGUAUGGCUAUCUUUAGAUUGGCUGACUGCAGGGAUGGGCAGUGGAGAUCGUGGGGGGCACCGCCCACUCCACCGCUUUCAUCCUGUCUGGUUGUUUUCUCGCUGGCAUUUCCAGCUCUGGCCUUAGACAAACUCUGAUCACAAACUUCUCACUCUGACAAUCUCCGCGGGCCAUUCUCUUGGACAAGGAGCGCCCCGCCCCCUCCCCAUCCCCGCCCAGCAAGCUGCUGCUCCUCGUCCACAGGCCUACAGAGACAGGAGGUGGGAGGAAGUUGGGUACCUCGGAUCUCAGCGUCCCUGAACUCCCGAGAUGCUGCAGGGUCUGUGUGGGCCAGGGUCUGAGAGACACUGCUGGGCGAAUGGGUGCGGGUAGAAGCAAUUGUUACCUGACUGAACAGGGCUAAAGUGCCCUGACAACUUUCAGAAGACAUGUGAUUCUCAGACACUGAUUUUAGGGGAGUGGAAGUGGGGUGGAGGCUUGGAGAAAGGGAGGGUGAGAGAGUUCAGUAACGUGAACAAAGGUGAGCAUUUUUUGGUAUGGCGGAUCAUCAGUUAUCCGAAUGUGGAGCUGUGGCUGCGAUUAUGCCGAUGGAGCUAGUUACACAGGAGAUCGCUGACUCAGGCAGUGGCUUUUAUUUACUUUAUUUUAAAAAAACCCAAGUCACUGAUAGCACUUUGUGUAGAGGUGCUUAUGUCUAUGCGAGUGUGUUUAUUUUGAUUUUGUCGUCGUACUUCACUUCCCCUCUUUUCCCCAUAAAGAUGCCAGUGAACCCAGGGCUCAGGAUCUGGUACUGUAAACUGGUGGCCUUUCUGCCAAGCGAGUUAGGAGGACAAAGGUUUAAACCAACAUUUCUUAGUCAAUUUUCUACUCCCCAAGAUUUGUAUUUGUUACCGGUCUCACUUGUCAUUGGUGACAGCAUCAUCAGAACUUUAAUCUGAAUGAUUUACAAUUGAAAAUUUCCCCCUUAACUAGCUAAUCCUUUAUUUAAGACUUAACAGACCUCAGCUUAAUAUUUUGGGAGCCAUCCUUCUGUGUUUAGGCAGGUCCAUUUAACAAAACUGUUUAUUCUUGAGUAAUUUCUUCAUAGAAAUAAUACUAUAAACAGGGGCAAGUUUUCUGGGUGAGGCCACAACAAAUUCCUGAAAUUUAUGUAAUCACAGAAACACUGUUGCAUUUUGAAUGGUAAGUAACCAACAACAUUGUUACCAUAUUAAUCUCAAGUGCCAUUUUUAAAGAUACAUCCCUCUUUCAGGGAUGCUAAAAUGUGAAAAAAAACUGUGUCUUAAAUCUGAAGGAAGACAGUAUUAAAAUGGUAAGCUGUUUAUCUUGAAUGCCCCUCCCUAACUUGAGUGAAGUUGAAGAGAGGGCUUAUUGGGCUCACCUCUUUUUUUUUUUUUUGGAUGUAAGACUGGGUGAGACUGGGAAGAUGUAAGGGCCAUGGCGAAGGCCUCACACAGUGUGGGAAAGAGGAAGGAAGACAGUGUUUUUUCUGUUGGUGGUGUGGCUGUGCUCAUCUUUGUGGAGUGGGCAGGCUCAGAGACUUUGUUUCUUAACGUUUACUGAGUGCUUACGACAUGCAAGGCGGUGCUCAGCACUUUCUGUGUAUUAGCUCAAAUAAGCUUCACAACACACCUGACUCCAUGUUGCAGAUAAAACACAGGCAGGUUAUGCACCAGGGUCACAGUCUCAGUGGAGCUGAGGAGCCCAGGCCAUCUGUGGAGGUGAGGAGUCAUGUUCCUUUUAGGUUUCCUUCCUGCUGUAAACUCUGGGCUCCCCAGUUACCAGAGUUAAUGCAAGUAACCUCUGAAUGCUCUGUCUCCCGUAGUCUUUUUUAGUAUUUUUGUUUCCUUCUUUAGUAUAUUUUAGCUGCAUCCUCACAAGUCAGAGUGCCUACUUAUGUUCCAAAAUUCUAAUGACUUUGUAAUCCACAGUGCCCAGGCACUAAUAUGCUUAAUAGAAUAUUAGAGCCGAAAAAGACUUUAGUAUUAUAUUCCAGUCUGGAUGAAGAAACUGAGGUCAAGAGAAGAAACCCUAUAGCCUCGCAGUUUCAGCUCCCAGGUCUGGAUUUUUCUACCACAUUAUGGUGCAUUUCAUAACACUAAUUGGUCUAUGAAAUCUUGGCAGGGAAUAGACAUUUUUGUUGGAUGUUGUGGCAGGGUGGGAGUGAGGAGGGGAGUGAGGGCUAUGAUCCCCUGUUUGGGGUGUCUAUUUUUUUCCUCUGCUGCAUAGGUCUUUAUGAUGUUCAUUUAAAAUUGCUCAUUUAUUCAUUCAUUCUUUUUUGAAGCCUUUCAGUUCUCCUAUGCAUCAUUCACAAUGCUGAAUAAAAUACAAUUUAUUCCCUCAGAGCAUUUGCAGUGUAGCAAAGAGACAGACAAAUAAGCAGGUAAACGUUUUAGAUUAGCCCCCAAUUCAGGGCUAACUUUGCAUUCCAUCUAGUGAAGCAAAAUCUGUGGGCUAGAGACUAGGAGAAUCAUGGGUCUUAUAUCUGUGGAUGACUCUGCAUAGUUGUUGGACUUGAGAACAUACGUAAAUUCUUACCAGAUUAGCUAAUACUAAUAGAGUCCACCCACCCAAGUCUACAUGGCUUUUUUUUUUUACACUUCUAGCUGGCUAAAAGUGUUUUAAUGUGGAAGCACUUCCUGUGCAAGCAACAGGAAGUACAAGUAUGGAGAACAGUGUUACUGCCUGCCCAAGACUAGUUCCAGCAAGCCUUGGGGUUGGGAGGUAUUUGGAUUAGUUCUAGGCCAUCAUCAGGUAUUCUAUUAAUUUGUAAGUAUUUUGGAGCUCCCCAAAAGAUCCAGGAUUAUUGUGGUCUGUAUAACAAAUACUAUAUAGUGUGGCCCGAGACUCAUGGCCAGGGAGCUGUUCUCAUCUACAAUCCUGGGACUUCCUGAGAAACCAUGGUUUUUAAAAUAUGCUUGCAGUUUUAGAAUGAACUGGAAGGGUAGGUAUGAAUUGUUUGCAUUUCUCAUCCAUUACCUUAUUUUGUUCAGCUCAAGGCUAUCCUACCCUUUGUCUCUCAAUAUUUAAUCAACAUGUAUGCCUGAUUAAUACAAAUAAAGGGCACUGAGAAAUCUCCACAUGUGAUUUAAUAGUUUUAGUUUGAAUCACUGAAUUAUGUUCUAGUGGUAUUAUUUUAAAGAUCUAAAAUAUAAGGACAAAAAGCAUAUCUCUGAUUAUGGGGGCUAGAGAUGGAAGAUUUGGAUUUAGUUUGUUAAUAAGAAAUUUGUAAUCCUUUACACAUGUCCCACUGGAAAGAAUGGAAAUUAGGAGGCCUUCUUUAUGAUUGAGUUCUUGUAUUUGUUUAAAAAUUGUUCUGGUUUAUGUAGCUGGUUUCUGAGUUUUAAAAGUUUUCUGAUUAGGUUAAUGGUAUAGAAGGGACUGAAGAGACUUAAGAGAUUUUUGAAUAUUGAAUGAAAGUAUAAAAAGCUCUGUGUAUAUCUCAGCUCUAUUAAUCUACCUACUACUCUUACUCAAGAAAACAAUCACAAAUCAGAUACAUUGUUUUAUGGCAUAAAUACUACCUGAACAGUAGCAAAUAAUAUAAACCUAUCCAAUUACAUGUAAAAGUUAUGCUUACCAGAAUUGUAGACUGCUUUUAUUGUAAUUCUUCCAUAGAGGUUUAGAAAAUGGUUGUUAUAAAACAUAGAAAAUCCCUUAUUUCUGUGGCCCUCGCUCCCUUCAUCUGCAUUAUCAGUUUUAGAUUACCUUCUCUCAGGGUCAUUCUGACUCUUAUAUUCAGUUAUAAUCAGUAAUUGGUACUUCACCAUCUGAUUUUGAUGGGCCACUUAAUUAGAUGAAAUACUCACAUCCUGCCUCUGUUGGAUCCUGUGAGAGUGAGCAGAAACUGAAUUUGUUUCCUUACAAGCACCCUGCAAAUUGCUGUGCACAACUUAGGUACCCCCCACAUUUUUGGAUUAAAGAAAUAAAUCAAAACACCUCUUCUGUAAUCAAUGGGCAAAAGAUAACUCCAUCAGGAGAAUGUUGUGCUUUUAUUAUAUUUUUAUUUACAUUUUCAAAAAUAUUUCUGCUAGAAACUAGCUACUACCCCAUAAUAUAUGUAAUUUUACAAAGACCAGUCUGCUCAUCCUUUAAAAGGGCCUUCCCAAGUUCAUGUGAGGUCCUGUGCCUGUGAAUGUGACAUUUCCUCGGAUAGAAUCUUUUAUAAAUAAAUCUCACAAAAUUUCCUUUGUUUCCUUCUUGUGAUUUAGAGUGAUGAUUUGCUCAAUGACCAUGGUUUAUUCAUGGCUACUGAAAGAAAAUGAUGGGAUGUGUAUGGAGUGCCAAGCUCUAUCUAUCACCUGUGUAUCACCUAUCUACUAAUUAUCUAUCUAUCUAUCUCUAUCUAUCAUCUAUCUACCAAUUAUCUAUCAUCUAUCUAUCUCUAUAUAUCAUCUGUCUGUCAUCUAUUAUUUCUGUCUCUAAUCACCAUUUUCCUUCUCAUUUCUCUGGAAAAGGCUGGAAAGUACCAAGAAUAUAUAAGCAUGUUUUCCUUGCUUUGCCUGAUUCUCAUGUGUACAUUGCAAAGAUAUAUAAUUUGUAAAGGAAAAGAAAUUCUUAAGUCUUCCUCCCACUGAGUGAUGGGAAGAGGUGUAUGGUGACAACAUAUACUAUGUUCUAUUUCUAGAGUCCUUCCACUCUAGUAAUAGAGUGUCUUCCUGUCUCUGUGCACGUCUGUGCAGUUAAUUCACUGUGAUGCUCCCAUGGCUUUUAGAGUCAUUUCAAAUUCCUGAUCCAUCCUAGCUAAGUAAAAUGUGUAACUUAGCACUCUUCUUGUUUUACAAAACAUACGGGAGAAUCUUUUAAACUUCAUUUUUAUGCUAUAUAAAAAUGCUAGCUCUCCCUGUGUUGCAGGGAAGACUUUAGCAGUUGAGAGAAGGAUCUUAAUCUCCUCCCCUGACUAGGUGACAUUUCUCUUUCUCCCCUUAUUCCUCUUUUUCUCUGCCUCCUCCUUAUCCUCCACAGUUCUUUCUUUUGCUUCUCUUCUCCUCCUCUUGCUUUUCCAUCCUCCUUGCUUAUUGUGCAGGCCGUCAUCAUCACCUGGCACGGUGAGCCAGGGGUCUUCCUGCUUUGUUUCAUUGCAAGCUUUGCCAGAAAUAAACAUUAUGUUUACUUCCUGAUAUUCUUGGGAAAACCCACAAAAUCUAGCACAGGGAAAUCCAGAACAGCCCACCUGCACAUUUCUGUGAAAUACUAGAGACCUGCAAUGUGCUACCUAAAAGCAAUGAAGAAAUCCUGACUGUUAGAUGUUUUCUGAUGACAUUAGAAUAAAAUGAAUGGUGGUCCUGGAAAGUUCUAUACUGAGACCAAGUUCCAGGUUAAAGUACUCACAAAUACAGUAAUACCUGCUAUUAUCAAAUCUUUUUUCCUAAGCUCUCGGAAACUUAGACUACCUUGGCAAAAACUCAGGAAGUGUUUUUGGUGGCACAUGGGAAAGAGAGUAGAAGCAGCUGGUCUCAGGGGAGAACCUAGAAACUGGUCAUUUGCUAUAAAUAUUAAAGUCAAUGCCGUAAGGAUCUGACUAAUUUCUGAAACAUGAUGGAAGCAGUAACAACAGGUGUCAGAUCUAUACAUAGUAUGGAUCUGCAGGCUUUGGCAAAGGAGAGAAAAUCCCGAGUGUUAAAUAUUAACCCAGGAAUCCUGCUUCUGCAAAAAAAGCAGCAAGCAGCUCUACUUGGAGUCCAGUUCAGUUUCUUCACCUAUAAAAUGAGGAUAAUAUCUACUUAAGAUUUUUUCAAGAAGAAAAUGAAAUGUCAUCUGUAAGGCAUAUUAUGUUUAAUCAAUGGUAACUAUUGUUACAUUUGUCUAAAAACAAAGUUACAUGAUUUGGGAAUUCCCUAAAGUGAAAGUGAAAGCAGCUUCUCUAAUAAAUUCCAAGGGGUCACAAUGCUGCUUUCUUUUCUGAGUCUCCAAAGAAGGCUUGCCUUUGCAAAUACCUAUGUGUAUAUUACCAGUCUGUGAGUCUGUGUCUGUCCUCCCAUAUCACACCCCCCACCCCAGACAGGGGAUGUAGGAGGAGGAGGUGGAUGGUCAUUGAGGGAGGGGAAGCUGUGAUCACAAAUCAAGUUGGGCUGAGGGGAGGGGUUGUAUUAUCUGAACAUGUUCCCUCAUGUUAGCCCCAAGAAUUGCUACAAAGAACAGAGGAUGUGGUGUCCCUCUCAAUGAAAUACAGCCUCUGCUGGGAGGAUGGGACCAUUUCUGGGCUUAUCUAUGUGUUCAGAAGAAUUGUAUGUCAUCCAGAUUGGUUUUAUUUGAGAAUAUAGGGAUUCAAGUUCUGUGGGAUGCUGCAGUUUUUUCUUUAGCUUGGGUUUUGGGCCUAAUGUUGUCUGUUUAAAAAUGAGAGUAUUUAAAUAAAUUAAACAUUAGGUAGAAUACAUAACAGUCUUUUACUGAGAUGUCGAUCAUCGAUAUGGCUCCAACCGUCCAAGUGUUCAGUUGCUGUGUGUGGCCCCUUUUCUUUGUGCCCUUCUCCACCCUGAUGCCUUCACAGAGGGCCCUCGCUGUUUGGUCUGUUGUGUGGUGAAUUGCCGUUUAAGUUUCCUGUCUCAGGUGGCAGUGACUCGUGUGCCCCAGGUUUGGACAAACCUUCCCAGUCUAUGUGGUAGGUCUGAUGCAGAGGUUGCAGUCUGAUGUAACAGAAAUGCAUUCCAUAUAAAUUUUGAUAAAUGCUAGCAGGAAUUGUUUGAGUAUUUUUGAAAGGUAUGAAAUCAUUUAGUUCCAUAUUUUGAUGCCAACCUUAAACAUAAAAAACUAAGGUUUAGCAUCCAAAUGAUACAGAAGAUUAUCAUCUGAAAUGACACUUGGCUUCCAAAUAUACUUAGCCAUAUGAAGAGGGAUUGAAUACUGUUUGAUCUUUAUGCUUUAGAAAUUUAUAUACAAUUUAUAGUGAGCCUCUUGUCAACAUUUCAUGAUUCAAUAAGUUAUACAGUCUGGAAUAGCAGUUAGAAAGCUGGUUGGGACAGGUCCAGGCUUAAUGUGAUAGGAGGAUGUGUUAGGGACAGGGAACCCUGGGAAAGGGAACCGAACGCUUAAAGUAACAGAAGAGUCAGGGAGGGUGAGGUUGGGACGUGUGGUUGGGACUAGGCUUCUUGAACCUCUAACAGCUGUGGAGAAGGAAACUGUGUGUUUGUUUUGUUUUCUUAACUUUCCAAUCUGUCAGGACCAACACUUUCAUUCAAUUCAAUAACAAUGAAUUACUAGAAAUGUGAUCAUGUAAUAUAAAGGUCUCUAAGCCCUAACUGUCUGUUUCUGUACAUGUCUCAUCACGGACCAGUGAAAAGCAGUUGGCCAAUAGGCAACAGGCUGCCCAGCACUCUGGGUAGCACUUGUAAGGAAUGCUCAGAGAUGAAACUCCGAAGAGGUUGGAGCUACAUGGUCAAGAAUCUUGUACAUGUUUAAGGAAUUCCCAACUUUAUGCUCUCAAAAUUAGCAUAAAUUAUCUAAUUGAAUUUUAUGUGCAUAGCAGGUUAACUUACUUAAAACAUUUAUUUAUGCUGAAUAGUUGCUUGAUAAAACAUAUAUUUAAAAAUCUAUUCUGGCUUCUCAUACGUGGGCCAGUGUCCCAUAAGUUGUUCAGUACUUAUUAUAUUUUGGAAAUAAAUAACCUUGUUUGUGGAAAAUUGGGUUCGUUUGGGUAAAGGAAAACCACUUAUCAUCCAGGUUUCCCCUUCCCUUUUCUCUAUCUUGUAUCUAUUAGCAUCUGAGAUGGCUGGAUUUUACAGCAGAUUUCUUAGGACACCAGAACUGUUCUGUGAGCCCACCUGCCUUUUGUUGUCCUGUGCCCUUAUGUCAUUACAGUCGCCAGGUUUCCAGAUGCUGCGCAUAUACAGGACCAGACUGAGCAGGCUGGGGCUCAGCCUCUCCAGAGGGCUUCACCACAAGCCGGUGAUGGCCCUGAGGCGGGAGGAUGUGAAUGCCUGGGAGAGGAGGGCACCUCUGUCGCCCCGGCACAUCAAAGGGAUCACCAACCUGGGUUACAAGGUCUUGAUACAGCCUUCCAAUCGGCGGGCCAUUCACGACAAGGAAUAUGUCAAGGCUGGUGGCAUCCUUCAGGAGGAUAUUUCUGAAGCUUGUCUAAUUUUGGGAGUUAAAAGACCUGCAGAGGAUAAAUUAAUGUCCAAGAAGACUUAUGCAUUCUUCUCUCACACAAUAAAAGCUCAGGAGGCCAAUAUGGGCUUAUUGGAUGAAAUUUUGAGACAGGAAAUCAGACUUAUUGAUUAUGAGAAAAUGGUGGACCAUAGAGGAAUUCGGGUAGUGGCAUUUGGACAAUGGGCCGGUGUGGCAGGGAUGAUCAACAUUUUGCACGGAAUGGGUUUAAGGCUCCUUGCUUUGGGACAUCACACACCUUUUAUGCACAUUGGCAUGGCUCAUAACUAUAGGAACAGCAGUCAGGCUGUGCAAGCUGUCCGCGAUGCUGGCUAUGAAAUAUCUUUGGGUUUGAUGCCCAAAUCUAUAGGGCCCUUAACAUUUGUGUUCACAGGGACUGGUAAUGUAUCUAAGGGAGCCCAAGAAAUCUUCAACGAACUACCCUGCGAAUAUGUGGAACCACAUGAAUUAAAAGAAGUUUCCCAAAAUGGAGACCUGAGGAAGGUGUACGGAACAGUGUUAAGUCGCCAUCAUCAUCUUGUCAGGAAAACAGAUGGUGUAUAUGAUCCUGUAGAAUACGACAAAUAUCCUGAGCGCUACAUAAGUCGUUUUAACACUGAUAUUGCACCCUAUACAACUUGUCUUAUUAAUGGGAUCUACUGGGAACAAAACACCCCUCGUCUACUAACCCGCCAAGAUGUUCAGAGCCUCCUGGCUCCAGGCAGGUCUCCAGCUGUUGGUGUGGAAGGUUGUCCUGCGCUACCGCACAAACUUGUAGCAAUAUGUGAUAUUUCAGCAGACACAGGAGGAUCUAUAGAGUUUAUGACUGAGUGCACAACAAUAGAGCAUCCCUUCUGCAUGUAUGAUGCAGACCAGCACAUCAUUCAUGACAGUGUCGAAGGUUCUGGGAUUCUGAUGUGUUCCAUUGACAAUUUGCCGGCACAGCUUCCGAUUGAAGCUACAGAAUACUUUGGGGACAUGCUCUAUCCUUAUGUUGAAGAAAUGAUAUUAUCAGAUGCAACACAACCUCUUGAAAGUCAGAAUUUUUCUCCUGUGGUGCGAGAUGCAGUGAUUACAUCCAACGGUACAUUGCCUGAUAAGUUUAAAUAUAUCCAGAAACUCCGAGAGAGCAGAGAACAUGUUCAGUUGCUGUCAAUGGCCACCAAGAAAAAGGUCUUGGUCCUUGGUACUGGUUAUGUCGCCGAGCCUGUUUUGGAAUACCUGUCACGAGACUGCAAUAUAGAAAUAACCGUAGGCUCUGACCUAAAGAAUCAAAUUGAACAGUUAGGCAAGAAAUAUAAUAUUAAUCCUGUUGUUCUGGACAUUUGUAAACAAGAAGAGAAGUUGGGCUCCUUGGUGGCAACACAGCAUCUUGUCAUCAGCUUGCUGCCUUAUGUACUACAUCCUCUCGUGGCCAAGGCAUGCAUCACAAGCAAAGUUAACAUGGUCACAGCAAGCUACAUCACACCAGCGCUAAAGGAAUUAGAAAAGAGUGUGGAAGAUGCUGGCAUCACUGUCAUCGGUGAAUUGGGACUGGACCCGGGUCUUGAUCAUAUGCUGGCAAUGGAAACAAUAGAUAAAGCCAAAGAAGUGGGGGCCACGAUUGAAUCUUACAUUUCCUACUGUGGUGGGCUUCCAGCCCCUGAACAUUCAGACAACCCUUUGAGGUACAAGUUCAGCUGGAGUCCAGUGGGAGUUCUGAUGAACAUAAUGCAGCCUGCCACCUACCUGCUCAAUGGAAAGGUGGUGAACGUUGCCGGGGGCAUCUCCUUUCUCGAUGCAGUCACUCCCAUGGAUUAUUUCCCGGGAUUAAAUCUGGAAGGCUAUCCCAACAGAGACAGUACAAAAUAUGCUGAGCUUUACGGCAUUCAGUCUGCUCACACUUUGUUGCGGGGGACACUGAGAUAUAAGGGAUAUGCCAAAGCCUUGAAUGGAUUUGUGAAAUUGGGUCUCAUAAACAGAGAUGCAUUUCCUGCCCUUCGACCUGAGGCCAAGCCUCUCACCUGGAAGGAGCUCCUUUGUGAUCUAGUUGGAAUUUCACCAUUCUCCAAGCAUGAUGUGCUUAGGGAAGUUGUCCUUAAGAAGCUAGGAGGAGAUAGUACCCAGCUGGAGGCUGCUGAAAGGUUGGGAUUACUUGGGGAUGAACAAGUCCCUCGGGCAGAAUCUGUGGUGGAUGCCCUUUCCAAGCAUUUGGCCAUGAAACUCUCCUAUGGUCCUGGGGAGAAAGAUAUGAUUGUGAUGAGAGACAGUUUUGGAAUUAGACAUCCUUCUGGACAUUUGGAAAGUAAAACUAUUGAUCUUGUGGUUUAUGGAGAUGUGAAUGGCUUUUCAGCCAUGGCUAAAACUGUGGGGUUACCCACUGCUAUGGCAGCCAAAAUGUUGCUUGAUGGUGAAAUUCAAGCUAAAGGCCUGAUUGGACCUUUUUCAAAGCAGAUCUAUGGACCAAUACUGGAGCAAAUUAAAGCAGAAGGCAUUAUCUACACAACACAGAGUACAAUCAAAUCUUAAUUAAGAAUUGUAUUUUAUUUUUAUCUUCCUACACAACACAGUUAUGAACAUUAGUGCCACAAAUAUGUUUGCUACGUGCUAUUUAAACUAUAAAACAUAUGUUUUGAUUAAGUCACUACAAUGUGUUUUGAAAGAUAAAUCUUUUUUUAUAUGAAAAUAUUUGGAACAGGGUAUGCCAGUAAUUACCAGAGAACUUUAAUAAUUCUAUAAUGUAUUUUUUCAUGUGUAUGUAAGAGUGAUAAUGAUUGUGCUAUUUGUUAAUUUAUUGUGCAAUUGUUUUCCUAUAAGAAUGUAUUUUCCUAUACUCAACAGAUGAAGUUUCAUCUUUUUAAAUGGGAAAUAUUUUCUCAACACCACAGAAAUAUAAAGGAUCAUAAGAGACUCCUACAAUUAUAUGCCAACAAAUUGAAAAGCCUAGAGGAAAUGGAUAAAUAUUUAGGACCAUACACCCAAGACUGAAUAAUGAAGAAAUAGAAAAUCUGAAUAGACUUUAUUUCAACUAAUACAAUUGAAUCAGUCAUUUAAAAAUUUCCCAAAGACAAAGUACAGGAUCAUAUGGCUUUCCAGGUGAAUUCUGCCAAUAAUCUAAGAGUUAACACCUAUCAUUCUCAAAUUAUUCCAAAAAAUUAGAGGGGAAGGAAUACUUCCAAACUUAUACGACUAGACUGACAGUCCAGAAAUAGCCUUCACACUUAUAGUCGACUGAUUUUUGAAAAGGGUGCUAACACAAUUUGCUAGCUGAAAAUGGUCUUUUCACCAGAGGGUGCUGGGACAACUGAAUACUCACAUGUGGAGGACUGAAGUGGGCCUUUAUCUCACAGCACAUAUAAAAAUUAAAGUGGACCAAGGGCUUAACUGUAAGAGCAAACACUAUAAACUUUUAGUAAAAAUUAGAGAUGUAAAACUUUAUGAUCUUGGUUUUAUGGCAACAGUUUCUUAAAGAAAUGAUAACAAAAGCACAAACAACAAAAGAAAAAAUAGAUAAAUUGGACAUCAACGGAAUUAAAAGCUCUUGUGCUUCCAAGCAUACCAUCAAAUAAGCAAAAAGACAAUUUAUAGAAUGAGGGAAAAUUUUGCAAAUCAUGUAUCAGGAAAGGGAGUAACUUGUAUUUAGAAUACAUAAAAAAACUACUAUACUCCAAUAAAAAAAGAAAGAUCCCAAUGUAAAGAAAUGAACAAAGGUUCUAAGUUGACAGUUCUCCUAAGAAGAUAAACAAAAAGCCAACAAGUGCAUAAAAUGAUGCUCAACAUUACUAGUUGUCAAAGAAAUGUGAAUCAAACUCACAAUGAGAUACCACUUCACACUCAUCAGGAUAGUUCUAAUAAAAAAGUAACAGUGCUGGUGAGGAUAUAGAGAAAUUGGAACCUUCAUAAACUGCUGUGGGAUUGUAAAAUGGUAUGGCUCUUUGGGAAAACAGUUUAGCAAAAAUGCUAAACAUGGUUACCAUAUCGACCCAGCCACUGUUAGGUAUAUACCCAAGAGAAACGAGAACAUGUGUUUAUGUAAAAACUUGUAAACAAAUGUUUAUAGCAUUUUCAUACUAGCCAAAAAUGAAAACAAUCCAAAUGUUGAUCAACUAAUAAAUCCACAAACAAAAUGUGUCAUAAAAAUACAAUGGAAUAUUUGCCAAUAAAAAUAUAAUGAAUAAUAUAGGCUACAACAUGAAGAAACCUUGAAAACAUUAUGCUAAGUGAAAGAAGUCAGACAGAAAAGGCCAUAUAUGUUAUUUCAUUUACAUAAAAUAUCCAGAAUAGUCAAAUCUAUGUAGAGAAACUAGAUUAACAGUGGUUUAGGGCUCAGGUUUGCAGGAUGAGUUGAAAUGAUGGCCAGAGGGUUUAGGUUCCUUUUUGGGGUGAUAAAAUAGUGUGCAAUUGAUUGUGAUAAUUGUGGCAUCUCUGAAUAUACUAAAAAACAAAUCACUUAGUUGUAUACUUUGCAUGUGUGAAUUGUAUGGCAUGUGAAUUAAAUCUCAAGUUGUUACAAAAGAGAGUCAAUUACAAAUAAAAUGUUUUGGCUCCAUGGGAAAAAUAUUAUAUAUAAUUAAUUAUAAUUUUUUAAAAUUUUUACCAAUAACUUUAUUGAUUUGGAUAUUUUGAGUGUGUCAGUUAUCUCCUGUGUGGUAUAACAGUGAUUGUUCUCACUUAGUGUCUCAAUUUGAUCACUAUCAACUUCAACUAUCCAACUGUGGAGUAUUGUCUAUGGAGAAAUCUCCAGCAUGAAACUUCGCAAACCUCUUUUGACAUGUUCCAUCAGUAAAAAUGUUAUGUACAUAGACUAAAUAAAUACCUGUUUGCCUUUCAUGUGCUGUGCUCA